Molecule: messenger RNA, 837 nt
Organism: Procambarus clarkii (red swamp crayfish)
Lineage: Eukaryota; Metazoa; Arthropoda; Malacostraca; Decapoda; Cambaridae
Source: RefSeq, a predicted model, not a curated record
AUGUUCCAGCAGCCAAUGAGAGGUGUGGGCGGGGCCACAGAGUCCUCCUUCAGGCAGGGGAAGGAAGCAUUAGAUAAAGUCGGGCGAAGGAAGAGGAUAUCAAGUAAAAUAUUAGACAAAAUUAGAAGCAGCAGACAGGAAGUGGAAGCAGACAGGAAGAGGAAGCAGACAGGAAGAGGAAGCAGACAGGAAGAGGAAGCAGACAGGAAGAGGAAGCAGACAGGAAGAGGAAGCAGACAGGAAGAGGAAGCAGACAGGAAGAGGAAGCAGACAGGAAGAGGAAGCAGACAGGAAGAGGAAGCAGACAGGAAGAGGAAGCAGACAGGAAGAGGAAGCAGACAGGAAGAGGAAGCAGACAGGAAGAGGAAGCAGACAGGAAGAGGAAGCAGACAGGAAGAGGAAGCAGACAGGAAGAGGAAGCAGACAGGAAGAGGAAGCAGACAGGAAGAGGAAGCAGACAGGAAGAGGAAGCAGACAGGAAGAGGAAGCAGACAGGAAGAGGAAGCAGACAGGAAGAGGAAGCAGACAGGAAGAGGAAGCAGACAGGAAGAGGAAGCAGACAGGAAGAGGAAGCAGACAGGAAGAGGAAGCAGACAGGAAGAGGAAGCAGACAGGAAGAGGAAGCAGACAGGAAGAGAAAGCAGACAGGAAGAGGAAGCAGACAGGAAGAGGAAGCAGACAGGAAGAGGAAGCAGACAGGAAGAUGAAGCAGACAGGAAGAUGAAGCAGACAGGAAGAGGAAGCAGACAGGAAGAGGAAGCAGACAGGAAGAGGAAGCAGACAGGAAGAGGAAGCAGACAGGAAGAGAAAGCAGUAGGGCAAACAAAGGAGACGUAG